AUGCAAUCCGUCAUUCAACCCCAGAAAACCGCCCUCAUCACCGGCGCUGCUUCAGGCGUGGGGUAUGCCAUCGCCAAGCUCUGUAGAAGCAAGGGCAUGCAUCUGCUGCUACUGGACAUUGAUCAUGAGAAUCUCGCCAAAACAAAAGCAGCAUUGGCGGAGCUCAAUUCAAGUUUGAUUACCGAGGCCUUUGUGCUCGAUGUAGCCGACGCGGCCCUAUGGAAAGAAACCACUCGCCAGAUCGCUGAUAUCGUCCAAGAUAUUGACUUGGUGGUGUUGAAUGCCGGAAAGGGUUAUAAACCUCAGGGAACCGAUACUGGGCGUCUCAAGCCGUGGCUGGAUGGCAAUUAUUGGGAGAAGACUUUCAAUACUAAUGUUCGAGGCCCACUGAAUGGACUGGAAGCUCUUCUUCCUGUUUUGACGGCCUCAAAGAAUAAGGCUCCCAAAUCCAUUGUCAUCACCGGCUCCAAACAAGGCAUCACGAACCCGCCCGGGGCCGGCAACCCCGCAUACAAUGCAUCCAAGGCGGCGAUCAAGAACCUUACGGAGCAUCUCGCCUUCGACCUGCGCUCCGAUCCGGCCACGGAGAAUAUCUCUGCACAUCUCUUGAUCCCCGGCUGGACGUGGACCGGCUUGAUGGGCAAUGUCGGACCUACCGACGAGGCGGAGGUUAAGAAGCCUUCCGGAGCUUGGUAUCCAAGUCAGGUCGCCGAGGAGCUAGCCAAGGGACUUGAAACGGGGGCAUUCUACAUUGUCUGCCCAGACGGAGAAACCGAUCCGGCUCUUGACCAAGCACGGAUGAAAUGGGGUAGCGAGGAUGUUGUUGAAGGACGACCGGCACUCUCUCGCUGGGAGAAGAACUGGAAGAAUCGGGCCGAGGAGGCCAUUCAAGCCGAUGCGAGGACCCGGAGAGCUUAA
Messenger RNA from Penicillium waksmanii, 918 nucleotides. RefSeq names its product SDR family NAD(P)-dependent oxidoreductase. Gene Ontology annotation, cellular component: intracellular anatomical structure. The transcript has 2 exons. The coding region runs from base 1 to 918 and encodes 305 amino acids. Gene Ontology annotation, molecular function: oxidoreductase activity, acting on NAD(P)H, oxygen as acceptor. The record is from RefSeq and is a predicted model, not a curated record. Lineage: Eukaryota; Fungi; Ascomycota; Eurotiomycetes; Eurotiales; Aspergillaceae.